This is a messenger RNA of Mytilus trossulus (common blue mussel), 5943 nucleotides long. RefSeq lists its product as uncharacterized. The transcript is spliced from 15 exons. Bases 1 to 3315 code for a protein of 1104 amino acids. The record is from RefSeq and is a predicted model, not a curated record. Gene Ontology annotation, molecular function: protein binding. NCBI's taxonomy places the organism in Eukaryota, Metazoa, Mollusca, Bivalvia, Mytilida, Mytilidae. Gene Ontology annotation, biological process: signal transduction.
AUGUUGAUAUUACAGUAUGGACAGACACCAUUAAUGUGGGCGGCUGAGGGAGGACACCUGGAGGUGGUGAUGUACCUCAUCAGUCACGGCAGUCUGUUAGAGGCCACAGACCCGGCUAGAUGGACACCAUUAAUGUUGGCCGCUGGGAGAGGACACCUGGAGGUAGUGAUGUACCUCAUCAGUCACGGCAGUCAGUUAGAGGCCACAGACUCGUGGGGAAUGACACCAUUAAUGUUGGCCGCUUUGGAAGGACGCCUGGAGGAUGGAGAAACAGCUUUACAUUACGCUGCUCAAAAUGAACGGAUUGAUACAACAAAGUGGUUAAUAGAUCAAGGGUGCAGUCCUUGGGUGAAAUCAAAAAAGGGACAGACUCCUUAUGAUAUGGUAACAAUGAAAAGCUAUGAUGAUUCUGAAAAGAAAAAGAAAAAGAAAGAAGUGAUGGACUUCCUUAAGACUGUCAUGUUAAAGACUCCAGAAGAAUAUAACAACUUGAAGAAAAAACAACAGUUAAAUCGUUUAACGGGUAAAGGUACCUACGAAUCGUAUGACAUGCGCUGUAUGGUGACUGGCCAGUUCGCCGUCGGAAAAACUACUCUGGUGAAGCUAUUAGUGGCGGACGUCAUUCCCGAAGGGAGACAUCCUACAGAUGGUAUCUCGCUUCUAGAAGGUCGCUGUGGUCUUGACGUCCAAACAAGAGAAUGGAUUCUUAUAAAUCCAGAAACUUAUAAUGCCAUGGAUGUUGUUUACAAUAAGGUUUUAAUGACCUCGAGUAAAGAAGAGGAACCUAAUCUUAAUGAAAAGUUAGACACACAACAAGCAUCAGAUACAAGUCCUUCUGGAAGUAAAGAUGAUGAAAUUGUUAAUCCAGGCCUAUGUGUUCUACAGCAGUCACAAGCUAUGGCAUUGCCUCUCCCAUUAAACACAUCAGGUAAUCUCUCCAACCAACCUCCAACAGCCCUACCUUUAUCACCUCAGAUGUUCUCCAAUGUGCCUCUAUCACGACAGCAGCUGAAGCAGAAAAUGAAAGCUAAGAUGACUAAAGAUGAAAUCAGAAUUCAAAUGGAAAAAGUCCUUAAAAGUGGCAAAUAUAAGAUGAAGGUUGGACGACUCAUAUUCUGGGACUUUGGUGGACAGUAUGUAUAUUAUACUACACACCAGACCUUCAUGACCUACAGAGCUUUGUUUCUUGUUGUAUUUGAUGGCAGCAAAGGAUUGCAUGAACAAGUCCUUGAUGUGUUGUGUUUUCCAGGGCAGCAUAUGGCACCAACUCCAGCAGUAUUUUUACAACACUGGGUCAACUGUAUCCUUACCUAUUGUAAGGCAGUACAUGCGGGAAUUCCAAAGAUCUUGUUUGUUGCUACCCAUAAAGACAAAGUACCAAAGGAGAUCAUUGAGACGCAGCGUGAAUUGGUUUUCACUGGAGUAGAAGAGUUAUUUAAAGACCAUGAAGGACGACAUCAUCUAGUCCUUGACAAACGGAUAUUCGUAAAUGCAACAGACAAAUUUGAUUCAGAGAUAGAAGUCCUGAAGAAAACCAUUACAGAUUUAACGUUUGAGCAUCCAUGUUGGGGAGAGAGGAUGCCAAAUGCUUGUGUUCCCCUUGAGCUGGAGAUUGCUGAGCUGGUAGCAGAAGGGAAGCAAAUACUGUCACUGGCAGAAGUUGAAGAAUUAAAUGCCAUCAGCCAGGUGUCCAUCCUGUCUUUUAAUCAGCUCAGAGAUUUUCUACAUUUCCAUCAUUCGCUAGGAAAGAUAGUAUAUUUCGAUACACCCCAGUUGAGAGAUUAUGUGAUUAUCAGCCCACUUCUCCUGGUGGAAGUUAUGCGAUCCUUCGUAACAGAUAAAGGCUUUUGGCCAAAGAAAGGAGACAUAAGGAAAAUUUUUGAAAGAAUGUCAGGAAGUGGAAUCAUACAAAGAAACGAUCUGUAUCUUAUUUGGGAACAAAAGCACUUCAAGAAAAUAUCCCCCUACAAAGAGUUCAUAUUUGAUAUGCUCAUCCACCUUGAUAUUAUAUCAGAGCAGCGUAGAUAUGAUACUAAUACAGGAAGUCGGUUACCAGUGGAAAACUUCUUUGUUCCCUGUAUGCUAACACAAAGAAACGACACAAGUUUCAUGGCAAAUGAAUGCACACCAGAAAAAGCUAUUAGCCUAGCUUUUGUUUUCAAAGGGACAAUUAUACCACCAGCCUUACCAAAUCGUCUCAUUAGCGCAUGUCUCAGUAUGUGGACUGUGAAAGCAUAUGAAGGGAGAACACUUCUGUUUUCAGGAUUCAUUGGAUUAUCCUUCGAUAAGGUACAUGAUAUUGUUGUAUGUGUUGAAGGUAACAAAAUUCUGCUGUACAUAGUCCAUAAGACCUCCAACGGGCUGAUUGUUCCAGAUAUUGCCACGGGCAUCAAGGAAAGCAUGUUUACAACAUUGGAGAGAAUAUCAGAGUUCUAUCAGUCCACAGUCCAUGCCAUAUCUAGCAGCCAAAAGCUACCUUUCCAUAUUGAAUAUGCAUGCUCCAGGUUAGAAUGUCAUAUCCCAGAAGAGGCAGCAUUCACAACUGAUGAAUGGAUCUGUCAUAAACAUAAGAUUGUACAUACUAUAGACAAGUGGAAUAUUUGGAAUCAAGAUCAGGCAAAUGAACAAUGUGAAGUGAACUGUCCAGGUUUACAGGAAGGUGCAUUGAAUCAGAUGCCGAGUGAUAUUGAACUUCAGAGAUUUGCAUCACGAUGUGAUGAAACUACUAUUCGAGAGUUAGCCAUACAUCUUGGUAUGUCUCUCCAAGAAUGGGAAGACCUUAGAUGUAAUUUUGAUCGGAUUGAAGUUGUGAAGUAUAGAAUACUGGUCAACUGGCGAGAAAAAUGUUCAGGAAAAUUCCGCAACAUAGCAAAAGCUUUAACAGAUAUGGAUUUACCUACCCAUAAACUGUGUCAGAUAAGAAGAAUUAUAAAAGGAGAAUAUGAUAUCGAUGAAAUAUACAUGGAUUGGAUUCCAACAGAUGAAAUUCUAGAUGCUCUUGCACAAGUAAUAGGUGUGUUAUCUUUCCAACUGGGGAUAGAAUUAGAAUUACCGAUAACAUCAAUAGAUAUUAUACAGCAUGAUAAUGGGCGGAACUUAGUUGCACAGUGUAAACAAAUAUUAUUUCAAUGGAGAGUUCAGGGGGUCAGACCUACCAUAGGUGUUCUGGUUCAAGCUAUGCUUAAUGUUGGAAGAGGUACCAAAUGUUUAGAAGAGAUCAUUAAAACGGUUGGAGUGAAGAAAUAUGUGCCACAAAAAGAAGGAAAAUUAAAAUCAUUUCUUAAAAAACUGAAUCCUUUUCAGAACAAGAAAUAGUACAGACAUUUUUUAUUUGGAAUUAUAUAAUCAGAGUAUUUAAUAUUCAAACUCUUGCGUACAAAAUGUUGAUACUGACAUUCAAACAACACCACUUUUGGAGAGAUAUACAGUACCCAUUGAUACUUAAUUUGUUUGAUGUACUUGUUCCCAAAUGUGAUCUCUAUGUUUCACCUCGUAGAGACAUAACUUGAGAAUUUUACCAGUAAAUAUACACAUGCAUAUUGGUCAAAUUGAAAUAUGUGUACACAUUCUUAAGUACAGAAAGGGGUAGUACAGAAUUUGAGUGUAAGUAGAAACUCUUAGAAGUUCAAGGCAUAUAUAUACGUUGACAAUAUUUUGAACAGGCCUAUAUAUUGACCUUUUUAAAAAAAGUUGUGCAUUUAACUUUCCUUCUAGGAUACAUUUUCUUUCAAAACUGCUUUGAUCUAGCUGUCAGUAGCUGCGAGUACUCUCAGAUCAGUUUUUAGUGUCUGUUUGUUUUUGGGAUGUACAACUAUCCGGUCAUGUCCAUUUGUAUUUGUAGUAUUUGUAUUUUUAUCCAUAUGAUGAAUUGAGCCUUUUUCAACUGGUGUUUCUAGUUCGUUCUUAUGUUGUACUGUUACACCACUGAAUGGGAUCCCGCUAACAUGUUUAACCCCGUAGUAUGUAUGUAUGUGCCUGUCCCAAGUCAAGUCUGUUAUUUAGUCAGUAGUUGUCGUUUGUUUAUGUGUUUUACAUAUUUGUGUUUCGUUCAUUUUUAUGUCCAAUUUAUGGGCAUUGUGUUUUCUGGUCUGUGUGUCCGUUAGUUUGUUUGUAUGUCCGUUCGUUCGUUUGUUCAUUGAUACCGCUUCAUGUUAUAGUUCUGGUUUAAGUUUUUAAUAAGGGUAGUUUUUGAUAAAGUUCAAUCAACGUGAAACUUAGUACACAUUUUCCUUUUGAUAUGACCUUUUUAAGUUUAAUACCAAAUUAAAAUUUUUACCCCAAUUAUACAGUCCGAUUUUUUUUUAGCUAUCAACAGAUAAUAAAUGAUAUUUCAAGCUCUUUGAGAUAUGUCUCGGUUCCAUCUCAAUUGGAAUUUCCGAAAACAAUGGACAAUCUAUAAUUGUUUGUAAAAUUAAUGAUGUUACAUCCGGCCAAUCCACCAUAUUAUGAAUUAUAUCUCCAACUACAUUAUAUUAGGCAAUGACUCAUAUUCUGUACAUUUUGGUGUAUAAUGUUGAUACUAAUUGCUUACUUGAUAUCUGUAUUUCCUCCCUUUUUAGCUCACUUUUCAAUAGGUCUAAGUCAGAUAUUGUCAUCAUUUGGUGUCCAUCACAAAUUGUUCAUAGUCUUCGUUGUAAGUUCGUAGUCGACUUUUAACUUUUUACAAAAAUCUUAAGCUCUGAAACUACUGGACCAAUUUGAGCCACAUUUGACCACCAUCAUUAUUGCCCUGUUAUGACAAUUUCUACCCUUUUUUUCGUUUUGCCGUAUGUGCUAAAAAUCAUAGUAGAUAAAUAGACACCAAGACACUCGUACCACAUCUUUCUAUAUCUACUAAAAAAAAAAGAUGACCAGCAAGGCAAGAUCUACUUACAGGCCAAAAUAUGCCGAUAUAGUUAGUGGAUUUUCACUUUUAAAAGGUUUUUUUAAUUCCUAAUUGUGUUUUAAGCAAAAACAAAAAGAGACACAGAGAGAAGCUAAACAGAUUUAUAAAUGGUCAGCAAUACAAGUUUAACGAAAUAGAGAUUUUUGCAAUGAAUUCCAUUCUUUUCUACCAGGUAAGUGAGUGUCCUUUGUUGAAUAUGGUAAUAGACCAAGGUGAAUGACACAGGCUCCUUAAAACCUCAUAGAGUUUUACCGAGAAACCUCCGUUGUCUUAGUAUAAAAACAGUUCUUGCAGUGUCAUACAAAAAAAAAGAAAACCAAGGAAUGAUGUAUACAUUGUAUUUGUUUACUUUAGUAAUGUUGUAGAUUGUGUCCUCACAUCUAUCUGAGAAAUUGUGUCAUAUAGAUAUUAACAUUGUGUUCCGAUGUAGUUAUUUGUACACUUAUUUUCAACUACUGUUGUAGAGCGUCUCAUUGCUACACACGUUUCUCAAAUUCCAUCAUGUAAAUAAAAGCAUGUUGAAUUGUUUAUAACUUGUUUGUAUAUAUAUAUUUCGUACUACUGAUAGAGAGUGUGUCAUUAUUACACACGUUUGAAAAAUUCUAUCAUGUAAAUAAAUGUAUGUUGAAUUGUUUAUAAUUUGUUUAUAAAUAUAAUUUGUUCUUUUGAUGUAGAUUCUGUCUUUGUUGCAUAUGUUUGACAAAUUCUAUCAUGUAGAUAAAAGCAUGUUGAAUUGUUUAUAACUUGUUUAUGAAUAUAGUUUGUUCUUUUGAUGUAAAGUGUGUCAUUGUUUCCUAUGUUUGACGAUUUGUUUGUUGUAAAUAAAAGCAUUUUGUUCCACAUUGAAUACAUGAAUUGAUACAUGACUGAAGAUUUUUACAUUUUAUUUUUUGGUAAAUGACAUGAAUCAAUAAAAUGAGGGCCAAACAAAACUACAACACAACAGUCUUUACAAAACGAAGCAAAAUGAGUAAAUAAAAGAGAAAUAACACAAUAACACAGAAAAACGGGAAUGAUCGCAGGUGCAUGAUAAGGAAAAGGGCAACAAGAUAACAGAA